Molecule: messenger RNA, 1977 nt
Organism: Fragaria vesca subsp. vesca
Lineage: Eukaryota; Viridiplantae; Streptophyta; Magnoliopsida; Rosales; Rosaceae
Product: zinc finger protein MAGPIE-like
Exons: 3
Coding region: 131-1591 (486 amino acids)
Cellular component (GO): nucleus
Molecular function (GO): DNA-binding transcription factor activity
Source: RefSeq, a predicted model, not a curated record
GAGCUCACUUGUCCUUUUCUCUUCUAGGUAUCUUAUAGCUAACCGAGCUAAGAUAUUAUUGAGAGUCAAACUGAUCAAUCGACAAGACGAUCCAUCUAUCGAACAAGAAGCUAGCUACGAUUAGUUUUGAAUGUUGGAGAACAUCAAUAUGGCUCAACAUGAAGAAGAAGCAAUUGAUUCAAAUGGGUUUCUUCAAAAUCCAAACCCAGUUGCUGUACUUGGAUCCAAUCCUCCUCCUGUCAAAAAGAAGAGAAACCUCCCAGGAAACCCAGAUCCUGAGGCAGAAGUAAUAGCCUUGUCUCCAAAGACUCUGAUGGCCACCAACAGAUUCUUGUGUGAAAUAUGCGGUAAGGGAUUUCAGAGAGACCAAAACCUACAGCUGCACCGCCGCGGACACAACCUUCCAUGGAAGCUCAAGCAAAGAACAAGCAAAGAGCCGAGGAAGCGCGUCUACGUGUGCCCGGAAAAGACUUGUGUCCACCACCACGCGUCUAGGGCGCUCGGAGAUCUGACCGGAAUAAAGAAGCACUUCUGCCGCAAGCACGGCGAGAAGAAGUGGAAGUGUGAGAAAUGCUCCAAGCGCUACGCGGUGCAGUCGGAUUGGAAAGCUCACUCAAAGACCUGUGGCACCAGGGAGUACAAAUGUGACUGUGGAACUCUAUUUUCACGGCGUGAUAGCUUCAUCACACACCGAGCCUUCUGUGACGCCUUAGCUGAAGAAACAGCUAGAGUAAAUGCAGUAUCCAACAUCCACAACAACGCAAUGCCCAGCAAUAUCAAUUAUCAUCACUACAUGGGAAACAAUGCGUCGUCACUACUACUAGGACCUCCUAACAUGUCACAACUACAAUUUUCUUCUAUUUUCAAGCCAAUCUCGAGCAAUGAUACCCCCGACGCCAUGAGCCAAACAAGCCGGAGUCUAUCUCUCUGGAUGGGCCAAGGAUCUAACGGCACCCACGAAGAAAUGACUGCUAAUAAUCAUCAUCAUCAGCAUCAACUUGGGUCUGUGAGUUCAUCAGCUGGUUCAAUAUUUGGUGAUCCUAAUAAUAUUAGUGUUUCGUGUUCAGAACCUCCUCCGCCUUCUGAUCAUUAUCAACUGAAUUGGGUUCUUGGAAGUAAUAACAAGCUUUCUCCAUCGAACAAUGCUCAUCAUCAAGAUCAGUUAACAAUCACAAGCAUGAGCAGUGCUGCUAACUCACUUCCUUCUAUGUACACACAUCAAAUGCCUUCAGCAAACAUGUCAGCUACGGCUUUGUUACAAAAGGCAGCCCAAAUUGGGGCAACUUCAACUGACAAGACAUCACUGCUUGGAAGUUUUGGAUUGAAGAGCAACAACAACAAUAGUACCAGUAGCGCUAGUCAUCAAGCAGUGACUCAAGUUCAAGAUGGGAGCAAAGUCUGUGGACUCUACGGCACUGCGGAGGACCAAGGUGCUCAUGAUCAUCAUCUACUGCAACACAUGCAUCAAGCGAAACGCCGCCACAUACAGAGCGAAGAGGGCGCCGGAGGAGGGCAGACAAGGGAUUUCCUUGGUGUUGGCGUGCAGACCAUUUGCCACUCUUCACCAAUCAAUGGAUAUUGGCGGGUUUGAGGAUCUAUCGUAUGGAGAAUGAUCGAGUUGCAAUAUUUUUCUUUUUUCUUUUCAGAAUGGAAGGGCAAAGUUGUAAUAAAGAGAAGUUGCACGAAGAAGCUGGAGAGAUUUAAGUAUUUGGAAAGGGUUGCAGGGAUGGAAAGGUGGGCAUUGAGUGCUGAAUGGGGGGUGCUAAAAGUUUGUUUGUGCAUAUAGGAAAGAAAACUAUUGAAGAAGAGAUGAGCAGUAGAAGAGAAGGACGGAGCUAGAUCCAUGCAUAUUCUCUUGAUGAACCCUGAAAGCUGAUAUAUCCCUGCUGCUUUAUAAAAAUGGUGGCCGGUAGGCUUUUUAUUUUACAGAAAAAGGGAAGUGGUGUAGUGGGAGCUGCAAAGCAACAACCUCUUUUG